Molecule: messenger RNA, 1065 nt
Organism: Colletotrichum orchidophilum
Lineage: Eukaryota; Fungi; Ascomycota; Sordariomycetes; Glomerellales; Glomerellaceae
Product: 2OG-Fe(II)oxygenase superfamily protein
Exons: 3
Coding region: 1-1065 (354 amino acids)
Source: RefSeq, a predicted model, not a curated record
AUGUCUGAAACUACUACUGUAUCUGAGCCCAAGGCGAGAACCGUGACCCUACACAACGGAACAGUCUUCAGCUUCAACUCAAACACCUCGACAAGCCUGGAGAAGAUUCCAGUCAUUGAUGCGUCAGGAAUAUGGAGCGACGAAUUAGAGGAUCGCAUGGCAGUAGCCCAAGAAAUUAGAGAGGCCUCCAGGAACAUUGGUUUCUUCUACUUGAUCAACCACGGUAUUGACCAAAAUUUGGCAGACAUAACCAUGGCGGAAGCCAAGCGCUUUUUUGACUUGCCGGUGGAGAAGAAGAUGGAGGUGUUUACAGGCCUCGUGCCCAAUGAGUAUGUCGGUUUCCAUCCAAUGGAAUGCUACAACCGCAACGGAUGGAAGCAUCAAGACUUGAGUGAAGCUUUCAACUGGGCCUACGACGCGGAGAAAGAUCCCGAGGCGGUGGACAAGACGGAGAAGUCCGUCAGCAUCUGGCCUACUGACUUGCCUGGUUUCCGGGACAACCUCUACGCGUAUCACACGGAGCUCCUCCGGCUCUCGCGCCGGCUAACUCGCAUCUUUGCACUCGCUCUCCACCUGCCAGAAGAUUAUUUUGACAAAUACGUCAAGCGACCGGAGGCGGGGAUGCGCAUUCUUCACUACCCGGAGCAGAAGCACUCGGUAGACGAGCAGAACGGUAUCGGCGCGCAUACUGACGUGGAGUGUUUCACCAUUGUCACUCAGGAUAGCUCCGGUGGCCUCGAGGUUCUUAGCAAGUCCGGCAACUGGGUCAAGGCGGAUCCUAUGCCAGGGUCUUUCGUCGUCAACAUUGCCGAUUGCUUCAUGCGACAAACAAACGACUUCUUUGUGUCGACGAUUCACCGGGUCAUUAACAAGAGCGGUAAGGAGAGGUACUCGGCUCCGUUCUUCUUUGGGUUUGACAGAGAAAAGGUCUUGGAGCCUGUGCCAACGUGCGUGAGCGAGGAGAAUCCCAUGAAGUACCCCGUCAUGACCGGGGGAGAAUACUAUGCCUGGCGUACGAACAGACAGAAAAAGACAAGUACUGUGACAUCGAAGGGAGAGCAGUAA